UGCUGCUGUAAUCUGACAGUCAGCGGGCUUCGACUGUAAAAUCUCUCUUCUAAUUCAUGACGGCAGAAACACGCAGGCGGCUGGAUUAUCGUCUUUUUUCACGGCAGCGUCGCGGACAGGCAGCCUGCACUCGGCCGGGAGCAUGGAGAGAAAAAGUCUACCUGUGAAGCGUAUCCUCAACAAGCCGCAGAUCUUCCGCAGCAGCGCCCACCCCGACGUGACGGCCGGACACUCGGCCCGCGGCGGCCGCACGCUCCUGACCAAAGUGCAGCCGAGCCGACACAAACACCUGUACGACGGGAACCACCAGAUCAGGGCCAAACCUGACUUGAACACAACGCUGCCAGUCCGACAGACGGCCUCCAUCUUCAAACAGCCGGUGACCAAAGUGACCAACCACCCCAACAACAAGGUGAAGACGGACCCCCAGAAGGCCGUGGAGCAGCCCAAGCAGCUCUUCUGGGAGAGGAAGCUGAGCGGCUUGAAUGCGUUUGACAUCGCAGAGGAGCUGGUGAAGACCAUGGAUCUCCCCAAAGGUCUGCAGGGGGUCGGACCCGCCUGCUCCGACAAAACGCUGCUCUCCGCCAUCGCCAGCGCUCUGCACACCAGCCCGGCGCCCAUCACCGGCCAGCUGACGGCCGCCGUGGAGAAGAACCCCGGCGUGUGGCUCAACACGGCGCAGCCGCUCUGCAAGGCCUUCGUGGUGACGGACGACGACAUCAGGAAGCAGGAGGGACCUGGUGCAGAACGUGACGGCGCGGCUGAGGAGGCGCUGAUGGCCGACAUGCUGGCUCACAUAGACGACACCGCCGCAGAGACGGCGGCGGCCCAGCAGGUGGAGGAGAAGGUGGAGCAGAUGGACAAGGAGGACUUAUAGCUAAGGCCUGCUUCUCCUCACGUCUGCUGGUAACUUUUUCAAUAUUCAAAUGUAGAUUUGUACACAGUUAAGCUGAAACAGACUUAAAGUGCAGACAUUCUGCAGACUGCUUUUGUUGUUAACACAGACCCACACGCCCUGAGAGGGGGUGUGGGUCUUCUCUUUUUUUUACCUCUACGUAAGUCUGGCAGCGUGUGGAUGGUGCUCGACACGACGCAGUGUUUCAAACCGUGUGUAUUCCUACAGCGUGGAUGAGUGUUACAGUGUGUGUUCAUUUCUCCUCCUCCGGCUUCGCUCCAGACAGCAGGUUCAGUGAAAACCAGGUUUCCCUUCUGAGAAAAGCUCAAACACUUCCUGUAGUCCCAAGGACCGAGGCCGACACGUCCCAGUGUUCCCUGAACGCAGCACGGUGUGAGAGGAGCUCCUCGACCUGAUCGGCUGCUGUUUGUCACAAAUCAUGUAAUAUUAAUAUUCAGCAGAGGAUGGAAGUCAUUGAGACUUCUGUUAAGGCAGACCAUGAGGGAGCUCUUUAAACUGCCUUUUAGCACAAAUACUGUAAAGUUAACCAGGAUAAACAGCGGUUCCUCAAGCCUGUUGGUUUGUGGGUCAACCUGGGUUCAUGAAACCUGCUGCUGGACGUUUAGCCGGGACUCCUUGUUUUCUAACCAGCCGAUGUGUUCAGCUCAGAGCGUCUGUGGCUGAGAAUGACUGAAGGAUUCACAUUGUUUGUUCUUCUCACAUAAGUUUACGGUUCAUGAUGUUUCUAUUGUUUUUUUCUUUUUCUUUUUUUUUUUUUCUUUUUUUUAAGCCACAUUUGAGUUUGGACAGAAAAGGGUUGUAAAUACCAAACCAGUGUACUGUUCCUCUCUGUGC
This is a messenger RNA of Salarias fasciatus (jewelled blenny), 1750 nucleotides long. It is a transcript of the gene mbd3a, whose product is annotated as methyl-CpG binding domain protein 3a. Gene Ontology annotation, biological process: negative regulation of transcription by RNA polymerase II; DNA methylation-dependent constitutive heterochromatin formation. NCBI's taxonomy places the organism in Eukaryota, Metazoa, Chordata, Actinopteri, Blenniiformes, Blenniidae. Bases 143 to 877 code for a protein of 244 amino acids. The transcript is spliced from 7 exons. The record is from RefSeq and is a predicted model, not a curated record. Gene Ontology annotation, molecular function: methyl-CpG binding. Gene Ontology annotation, cellular component: nucleus.